This is a messenger RNA of Ectocarpus sp. CCAP 1310/34, 1578 nucleotides long. Lineage: Eukaryota; Phaeophyceae; Ectocarpales; Ectocarpaceae. The record is from the annotation of a GenBank genome assembly.
AUGGAGAUGGAGGGGAUGGAAUCGAAGGGGGACCCAGUCAAAGCAGAAGGCGAGGCCGUGAAGAUCAUAGAGUGGAUGCGACGGUCCUGCCCGGACAUGGCGCCGAUUGCCCCGCUGCUCAAGGAGCUCAUGUUCACCGGAUUUUCAGAAACUAGGACGACGGCCGCGUUUCCUCCAGACGUUCGUCACCGCAAUCUCGAGCGGCUGGUUGUGGAGGUGGUGGCGAGAGCGGGACUGAGGCUAAUGAUCAUCAUCUCUGCCCGACCCUUCGAGGAGUACUUCGAGACGGUUCCACACGAUUUCACCACGUUUCGGGAGAUCGGCACGACGAUAGAGAUGUCCCCGCUGUCCCCCUCGGAUUGCCUCGUGCUGGCGCGCCACGUCAUCGGGGAGGCCGUGAUCGAUGCCCACCCGGAGGCCGACCUGUUGCCCGAGGGGUCGGACAUGGUCCUUCACGAGAAAAGCGGGGGAGGGAACCCCCUGUUCGUGCGCAACAUAGCAAUAGUGAGCCCAGACAUGGGCCACCGUGAAAGUCACGCCUCCCGUUUGAACGUUGCACGGAGUGAUUGUGGCCAAAGCUUUUUUCAUGCGCUAAUUGUGAGCCGCUUCGAUGCGCUCGAGCCGCCGGAGCAGACUGUUCUAAAGGCCGGCACAGUAAUCGGGGCAACGUUCAGCAAGGACCUGCUGCUGCACAUGCUACCGAGCAACAGCCGGUACAGGACCGAGAACUUGCACAAAGCCCUCCUUAAGCUGAUCGAGGCCAACUUCAUCUCGAGGUCGGUGGUCGGACGGACGGAGCACUUCAGCUUCGUACACACCUCGGUACAAGAGACGGUGUACACCAUGAUGCUCACGGACCAGAAGGAGAGUCUGCACGAGGUGUGUGCGCAGUGGCACGAGAAGCACAACAAGGGGAACGCCAACUACCAGAGCGUCAUCAUGCACCACUGGAUGAGAUCCAGCAACACCCCCAAGAAGGUGGGGAGGCUUUUUCGUGAUGGUGCUGUGGAGUGCCACUUAAUGGCGGCGAAUAAAGCGCAUGAGGUCUCCGAGCAUGAGGUGGUUAUUCAACACAUGCUGGCGCUGCUGGCCAUUGCGUUUGGGAAGGACAUGGCGACAGCCACAGUCAUCUCCCUCGAGCCGUUUCUGGAGGCCACCCAACCGUCCCUCAACAAGCAAGACACAGCGGCCUCAAAACUACCGCCGCCACCUCCGCGACCAGCUGCCGCCGCUGGGUCCGUUCCCAAAAGUGACCCUGCCGGCAGCGAUCGAGACACCGUCGAGCAGCGUCAAAAAACAGACGUGACGAUUCACAGGAAAAGUAGCGGUCAAGAUGACCAAGCAGGUUGGUACAAUGACACCAACUGUCGCCGGAAUGACGAAAUACACUCACCUAACAAAAAGAUGAAAACGAAACCAUUUUUCAGCGUUGGUGCUUUCGUGUCAUCUCUUCCGGGCAAACGACAUUUUUGCUGCAGCCCAUGGGAAACGUACGCACCACGCAGCGGCCUCUCUGCAGACCAACCGCGCAGGCCACACCGUGCAUAUCCUCAACAGGCGAUCGCCAAGAAUUCUUGA